Myotis myotis is the source of this 558-nucleotide messenger RNA. Its product is annotated as carbonyl reductase [NADPH] 1-like. Bases 40 to 543 code for a protein of 167 amino acids. The record is from RefSeq and is a predicted model, not a curated record. Gene Ontology annotation, molecular function: carbonyl reductase (NADPH) activity. Lineage: Eukaryota; Metazoa; Chordata; Mammalia; Chiroptera; Vespertilionidae. The transcript has 2 exons.
AAUGAUCCCACACCGUUUCACAUUAAAGCAGAAGUGACAAUGAAAACAAACUUUUUUGGUACCCGAGACGUCAGCACGGAGCUACUGCCUCUCGUGAAACCCCAAGGCAGAGUGGUGAAUGUGUCCAGCAUGGAGAGUCUCAGGGCUCUGAAAAACUGCAGCCCGGAGCUGCAGCAGAAGUUCAGAAGCGACACCAUCAGUGAGGAGGAGCUGGUGGGGCUCAUGAACAAGUUCGUGGAAGAUACUCGAAACGGGGUGCACCAGAGGGAGGGCUGGCCCAACAGCACGUACGGCGUCACGAAAAUCGGCGUCACCGUCCUGUCCAGGAUCCACGCCAGGAACCUGAGUGCGCACAGGAGAGGGGACAAGAUCCUCCUGAAUGCCUGCUGCCCAGGGUGGGUGAGAACCGACCUGACUGGACCCCAAGCCCCCAAAAGCCCAGAAGAGGGUGCGGAGACCCCUGUGUUCCUGGCCCUUUUGCCCUCAGAUGCUGAGGGGCCUCACGGACAGUUUCUUUUGGAGAAAAAAGUUGAACAAUGGUGAGCUCCCCUCACAGCC